AUGGAGGCGGUGGACCCCGAGGUCUAUGGCGAGGCGGAGCAGAGGGAGCGGUGGGUGGACGCCGACCUCCGUCGCAUCGCGGGCGACGUAGAAGAAGGUGGCGGCUUCGAGUGGAAGCCGCACGCCGUGGGCCGCAACCGCCGCGACCAGUGCUUCGUGCACAAGGCCAAGGGCGACCCCGUCUGGUGGAUCAAAGUGGUGGGCGAAGUCUUUGCUGAUGAAGCCGAAGUAAAGGAUGAAGUCGCCAAGAAGACAAACACGAAAGAGGUCGACGACGACGACGAGGAGAAUGAAGAGAACGAAGACGAGGUCCAACCGCACCCACUGCUGCGCAACGUGGACAACUUACUGGACGAAGGUCUGCACGUGCGGCAACAUGAGUGGCACCAGCUCUACGUCGACGGGCGCAUCUUCGAGCGGGUGGACGACCAGGCGGAGCUGUGCUACUUCCAGUACGCGUCGCCCAUCUUCUUCGUCUCCGGCCGCGACACCUGCUACAUCAAGAUGCGACGCGAUCUCGACGAUGGCGGAUUCAUCCUCUCCUAUCGCAGCAUUCGACACGACGACUGUCCGCCGCACAAGGACUAUGUGCGGCUAGAGUUCGAGGGAGCGCACAUGAUCACGCCUCUGAAGGAUCGCAAGGGCUUCACCUACACCUACAUCCAACAUGCCGAUGCCAAGGGGAGGCUGCCCAAGGCGAUGGCCAACGGACCGCAGGCGGACGUGAUGCUGAAGGAAAUCGAAGGCGUGCGCAAGGCCAUCCGCAACCCGCUCUUGGGGCGACCCUAA
Acanthamoeba castellanii str. Neff is the source of this 789-nucleotide messenger RNA. Its product is annotated as START domain containing protein. Lineage: Eukaryota; Discosea; Longamoebia; Acanthamoebidae. Gene Ontology annotation, molecular function: lipid binding. The record is from RefSeq and is a predicted model, not a curated record. The transcript is spliced from 4 exons. The coding region runs from base 1 to 789 and encodes 262 amino acids.